Molecule: messenger RNA, 1030 nt
Organism: Oreochromis aureus
Lineage: Eukaryota; Metazoa; Chordata; Actinopteri; Cichliformes; Cichlidae
Product: methyltransferase-like protein 27
Exons: 4
Coding region: 126-599 (157 amino acids)
Molecular function (GO): S-adenosylmethionine-dependent methyltransferase activity
Source: RefSeq, a predicted model, not a curated record
CUGGAGCCUCCUCGAUCUCAGCCAAUCUCUCACACGAGCCAAGGUGUGAAAACGGGUGUAGGUCACAAUCAGCAGAGGUUUCGGUAGAUCCCACUGUGAAACCCAGCCCCACGCUAUGCUGUGAGAUGUUCGACCUGGGCUUCAGGCACUUUGUGGGAGUGGACGGCAGUGAGGGCAUGUUGGAGAAAGCUGAAAAGACCGGCCUCUAUCAGGAUCUCAAACUGGUCUUACUGGGUCCACAGCCGCUACCUGUACAGACUGAUGUGUUUGAUGUGGUGACCAUUGUUGGCGCUCUGGACGCUGGUUUUGUUCCAGUCAGUGCUGUCAGGGAGCUGUGCCGGGCCGCCAAACCAGGAGGCUUUGUCUGUUUGAUGAGAGGGAACCACAGGGGAGCACCGGCAGCGAGUUACAAGAAGGACCUGGAGACAGAGCUGCAACAGAUGGAGGAGGAGGGACUGUGGAGUCGGGUAGCAAUCCAGGAGGUGGACAGAUACAUGGAAGACCCGCAUCUGAAUAUUGAGAGAGACGGGAAGACCGAGCAGCAGGUCUCGUACAUCAGUGGGAAUGUUUAUUUCUACAAGAAAUCGGUCAGUCCAUAGGGGUAUGUGGCGCAGCUGAGUGGGAGGGGUGGAGCUCAGUGGGUUCAGGGUGUGCUGCCAGGGGAGGCUGACCCACACAAUGCAGCUGUUCUCAACCACCUGUAGGAUGCUGAGUCCUGAUGGGAGAGCUGUGUGGUGUGUGGAUCUGAAGGAGGCAGGUGGCUCUCACAUCAUCUGCAGUUCUGCUGGUCAGUGACAUCAUCAGGGGACGACUUCAAACCUGCCAAUAUGUUUUUUUAAAAUUCACUUUUUUUCAUCUUAGACUUUUUGUCAUUUUGAUUUUGGAGUCAGAUUACCUGCUGUUUUAAACAAUGUCAGUCUAAAUAUGAGACCAGCAAUAACCUGAGAAUCAGGUUAGAUGAUCAGCACAGUUACAGCACGUGUCACAUGUUGUAUUGGUUAAAUAAACAUUUGCUCUGCGUCUCAUUCCA